This is a messenger RNA of Schistocerca americana (American grasshopper), 1553 nucleotides long. Its product is annotated as von Willebrand factor C and EGF domain-containing protein-like. Bases 75 to 965 code for a protein of 296 amino acids. The transcript is spliced from 9 exons. The record is from RefSeq and is a predicted model, not a curated record. Lineage: Eukaryota; Metazoa; Arthropoda; Insecta; Orthoptera; Acrididae.
GGCAGUGGAGGGGCAGACAUGACAUCACGAGGCCGAAGGAGACAGCUCGGCGCAGUUAUCGUUCGGCUCUCACCAUGUGCGCACGUAGCGGUGCAGUGUGCGCAUAUGUCGCAUUGCUUUACAUUCUAGUAGUGAAUGGAUGUCCUGAUAACAGGAUAAUCCGUUAUUAUAAAGAGCUUGGCUGUUCACCCGUACCAGUUAAUAGCCAUUGUCCUACCAGCUUUGAUUGUGGUGAAUGGGAUAAACAAGACAUUGAAAAAUGUUGGCUGAAAGGUAAACAGUACAACAUUGGAGAGGAUGUUAGACCACUGGAUGAACCAUGUGUUCAUGAAUGUUCUUGUAGAGUUGAUGGAAAAAGGGCAGCUCUGAGCUGUAUUUCCAGUGAAUGUCCAGAGCACUUGUUUGAUGUGGAAUUGCCAAAAGGUUGCUAUCAUACACAUGAGUUGGACACCUGCUGUGCAUCGGGUGAACUUUGUGCAAACAAUGGCACUGAGCUGAUACGGUGUCACUAUGAGGGGAAGGAUUACUACGAAGGUCAACUUCUGUACAAUUCUAGUGAGCCUUGCAAAACAUGCAUCUGUGACAGUGAAUUUAAUACUAAACCACGAUGUCGUGAAGUCAGUUGUGGCCUUGAGCUUCAUUGGGCAAUUGAGUUACAGAAGGGAUGUGCACCAAUAUUCUAUGGAAGUCAAACAUGCUGUCCUAUAGAAUGGCGUUGUCCUCGUUAUGGAGACAGAGUAAUUCACAGGAAAACAAAGAAGCCCUCAGCAUCUGUCAAUUCUACAGGAACAGUGUGUCACUUUGGUGGUAUUCAGCUUCAAAUAGGUGAAAUUUUGGUGGGUCGUGGUGAAAAACGUGGCUCGUGUCAACAGUGUAGCUGCCAGCUACCACCACAUGUCACAUGCAUUCAAAAGAGCAACUGCAAAAGCAGUCCAUGGAGUUCCACAAAGACUCUUGAUGAUUGAGAGUGUGUGGUGUGUUCACUGGUGCAGUGUGGGGAAGGACAAUCAGCCUUACUGUGCUCCAAAACUGCUAUCUAGACUGCUGAAUAUGCUGCUAGACAGCUGAAUAUUUCAGACUGCUGUGGGUUUUGGUAACUUCAGUACAGUCUAAACUAUUAAUAAGUGAAAGGUGAUUUUCAUUCAGUUAAUAAGUUGUGUAUUCAAGGAGACUUCUAAUUAUUUUGACUGGCAAAUAUCACAGUAUUUGUAAAAGCAUUAAAAGUAAUUUGUUUAGCCACAUACUUUAUCAUUAUUAUGUCCAAUCUAGACACUUUUAUUCAGGAAAAAGUCCUGAUUUGACAAAAUUUCUUGUUUAUAGAGCAUAGUUUUCAUAUUGUUUAGUGAUUUCAACAUUUAAUAGUUUGUAUUCACCUUGAAGCGAGAAAAUAAGAAAUUACAAUAUGAAUUUUAAUUUACAUGCAAAAGUUAUUCCAUGACUGCAUUGUUAGAGAUUUUUGUAUUGUUGUGUACAUACAGUUACAGCAAACAGCCAUAUUUAUUACCAUAAAUAUUAAUGAGUAGUUGUGGUACAUGCUGUUUACCUGAUUUACU